Botrytis byssoidea is the source of this 1989-nucleotide messenger RNA. RefSeq lists its product as uncharacterized. The coding region runs from base 1 to 1989 and encodes 662 amino acids. The record is from RefSeq and is a predicted model, not a curated record. NCBI's taxonomy places the organism in Eukaryota, Fungi, Ascomycota, Leotiomycetes, Helotiales, Sclerotiniaceae. The transcript is spliced from 2 exons.
AUGACAUCCCCGAAACAAUUAACAUUAGGAUACAACACCAAACAUCCAUUCUCCCUCAUUUCAAUCAAUGAUCGAACAUCUGUUCAAAAUCUCCUCAAAGCCCUCCUUGAUCCACUGGAACCCCAUUUCUCCCCGCAAAAAGCUUUAAUCCGUGUACCUGGUUCCACUGCUGUCCGUUUCGAUGCGCGUGCUGCUGAGAUUGAAGGAUUUUGUCGACCAUUAUGGGGAUUAAGUUCACUUCUAGCUGGGGGAGGAGUAUAUGAAGGGACGGAAUGGUGGAUUGAGGGAUUGAAAAAAGGUACUGAUCCUGAGAAUGAGGAAUAUUGGGGAGAGCCCAGAGAUAAUGAUCAAAGAAUGGUGGAGAUGUGUCCUUUGGGAUUUGCAUUGGCUGUUGCGCCGGUAUUCUGGGAGAGAUUGAGUGAGAAGGAGAGAGGGAAUGUGGAGACGUGGUUGGGAAAUUCAAUUAAUAGUAAGAACAUGCCGAAUACAAAUUGGUUGUGGUUUCGAGUCUUUGCAAAUCUAGGAUUGAAGAAGAAUGGAGGGAAAUUUUCUCAGGAGAAGAUCGAGCAAGAUAUUGUUCAUUUGAAUUCUUUCUUCCGAGGAGCAGGAUGGUCAAAUGAUGGACCUGAGGGGAUUUGGCAACAAGAUUAUUACAGUGGAAGCUUUGCUAUACAGUUCCUUCAACUAUUAUAUGCGAAGUUGGCAGGUGACGAGGAUCGGGAGAAGGCUGCAGAGUUCAAGAAACGAGCUCAAGAUUAUGCGUUAGACUUCAUUCAUUAUUUCGAUGAAGAAGGAAGAGCAACGCCAUUUGGAAGAAGUGUCGGAUACCGAUUCGCCAUGUCUUCAUUCUGGGGUGCUUUGGCAUAUGCUGAUGUUGAAUUGCCAGAACCAUUGACAUGGGGUAUUGUCAAGGGAUUGCUAUUGAGAAAUCUCAGAUGGUGGCAAACUCAAGAUCAAAUAUGGAGUCCUACUGGAACCUUGACUGUGGGAUAUUCUUUCCCAAACAUGUUCAUGUCGGAGAAUUAUAAUUCACCAGGAAGUCCAUAUUGGGCAUGUUUGGCAUUCAUUUGUUUGGCUGUUUCCCAGGAUCACCCAUUCUGGACGUCUGAGGAAGAACCGUACCCGACAAGCUUGCUCCCAGCCAUCAAGGCUUUGAAACAUCCUGGGCAUAUUAUCAGCUACCUCGGAGGUCACAAGAUGAUACUUUCGUCAGGUCAAGCAUGUUCAUAUCCUAUGAGAGGAACCCAUGCAAAAUACGGAUCUUUUGCGUAUAGUAGUGUAUAUGGCUAUUCUGUGCCUACAGGUUGCUUUUCCCUGGAACAGUUUGCAUUGGCUUCACAGCUUGGUCUGUCUGAUGAUAGAGGUGAAGUUUGGAAAACCCGCCGAAUUUGUGAGACAGCAGUCAUUGAGACACACGAUAAACAAUCGGUAUUAAAGUCUAUCUGGAAACCAUUCCCAGAUGUCACCAUCAAGACUUAUCUCAUACCUCCCGUCGACGAAACUCCAAACUGGCAUCUUCGGGUUCAUAAGAUAGAAGCUGGAAGGGAAAUAAUGACAGCAGAUGGCGCAUUCGCAAUUUAUAACGAACGAAAAUCAGAUAGUCGCUCCCUUGAUCUUUAUGACUCGGCCAAAAAUGAAGGUACACUUCCCAAGAUCAUUGGAAACUACGAUCUCAACACACCUGAAGGUAGUUCGCCAGGCUCAGUCGGUGCUUUCGCUGUUUCGAAAGGGGCGGUUGGAAUAGCUGCACUCGAAGGUGAUGGUGAAAGUAGUCGCACGGCGAUGCUCGUUAAUGCCGACCCAAAUUCUAACUUGGUUGAAAGUCGUACCGUGAUACCUACAUUACAGAUCACGUUGAAAAAGGGAACUGUGGCUUGGUUUGUGACUGGUAUAUAUGCUAAGCCCUCUGGGGAAGCAGAGAACUAUCUUGAUGGGUGGGAAAAUAAACCUGUCGUUCCCGGGUGGCUGAUGAAUGAGAUGAAAGAUUGA